This is a messenger RNA of Electrophorus electricus (electric eel), 1733 nucleotides long. RefSeq names its product H-2 class II histocompatibility antigen, A-U alpha chain-like. NCBI's taxonomy places the organism in Eukaryota, Metazoa, Chordata, Actinopteri, Gymnotiformes, Gymnotidae. Gene Ontology annotation, cellular component: membrane; MHC class II protein complex. Gene Ontology annotation, biological process: antigen processing and presentation; immune response. The record is from RefSeq and is a predicted model, not a curated record.
AAAUAUGGGAGGCUGGGGAACAAUAAUCAUUUCAACAAUAACAACAUCUGUUCUUUAAUUAAGCCCCCUUGUGAUUUUGAAUAUGAGCUUCCAGUCUGUUCACACUGUCAGAGGUGCUGCUUCCUGGAUACAGCAGUGUAGGAGUGAAAUGACUGAUUGCAUUGGUUGAUUUAAUAUGGAGGCAAUGACUUUGCUGUUUCUGCAUAUAGUUGGUUUUUAAAGUAUCCAGAAGCACACUGGUGUCUCUUUGUGGAGUUCCAACUGCAUUCUUUUAAGUCUUUUAAGGAUGAAAUUAUCGUUGAUCUUUCUCACAUUAACAGGUCUUACGUGCACAAAUGCUCAGGUUCAGCACGUAGAUAUUCAAUUAUCUGGAUGCACUGAGUCUGAUAAAGAGACUCUGUGGGCAAAUGAUGGCGAUGAAGUAGCUAAUGCAGAUUUCAUAAAGCAGGCCAUGGUGAUGAAGAUACCUGAUUUUGCAGACCCAUUUACUGAGAGUGGGCUGUAUGAUUUAAGUGUCUCAGAGCAAGCUGUAUGCAAACAUAACCUACAAACAGCAGCACAAGCCUACAAAAAUCCCCCAGAAGCUGUGGAUCCCCCUCAAAGCUCCAUUUACACCAAGGCUGAUGUGCAGCUGGGCUCAGAGAACACCCUCAUCUGUCAUGUGACUGGGUUCUUCCCGCCUCCCGUCGCUGUGACCUGGACAAAGAACAACCUGGAUGUGACAGACAGUGCAGCGCUCAGUGAGUUCUACCCUAAUAAGGACGGCACAUAUAACCAGUUCUCCCACCUGAGGUUCACACCACAGUCAGGAGACAUCUACAGCUGCACCGUACAGCAUAAGGGACUGGAGACACCCAACACCAAAACAUGGGAGGUGGAUGUCUCUGUGCCCAGUGUGGGUCCCUCUGUGUUCUGUGGGGUGGGUCUGGCUGCAGGACUGCUGGGAGUGGCUACUGGAACCUUCUUCCUCAUCAAAGGAAACCAGUGCAACUGACACCACUGAUGUACUGGAGAAGCAGAAACUCUGAACAGAAAGUGCUCCGCCCCCUGGCCCCGCCCACGGAUCACCUACACCUGCAGCUUGGGCGCCUUAGAGAUUCAAUUGUCACGCCCGCAGACUGGAGCGUCCCCCGUUUCCCUGACAACCUAGUCACUUCCGUGUUUUCCAGUUGUCGUUAUCUCCAUGGUUCUGUGUCUCCAGCUGUUCCUAGUGUGUCCCUAAUUGUAGUCUCAUUUAAACCUGGUUCCUGUGUCUCUUGUUUGUGGGUUGUUGUAUUUAGUAAUAUCUCACUUGAGUGCACGGUUCGCUCCUAUGCACUUUCCUUAUUCAUGUUCGCCAGGUCUCUGCUGUUCCCUCGUCUGUAAUAGUUUCUCUGUCUGCUUUAGUCUACGUUGUUUUUCCCGUGAGUGUUCGUCUAACUUAUUCCACUCUCUUUUCCCGUUCGGUGUUCUCUCGUCUCUUCGCUUCGUUUAGGUUUUUCUUCCCCUGUUCAUGUACGCAAGUGUUGUCUGGCUUUCCUUUUUAGUUCUACUUACCUGUGUUUUUGUUGGUCAUUCAUACGUAGCCCAUUUCUGUGUAUUCCCCUUUAGUUCUAGUUAUAUUUAUCAUCGUUAUUAUCCGUUAGUUUUCCCUAAUUGUUAACGCUCCUUUUACCCAGUUCUCGCACUCACCUUGUUAGCCUGUUGUUCUGUUCUUGUUUGUAUGUUUGUUAUUAAAUCUCUUAUUGGUUAUA